Cetraspora pellucida is the source of this 130-nucleotide messenger RNA. The record is from the annotation of a GenBank genome assembly. Lineage: Eukaryota; Fungi; Glomeromycota; Glomeromycetes; Diversisporales; Gigasporaceae.
AUGAAACGACGUAAAAAGAUUAAAAAAGUUUUAAAAUUUCAGUUGUCCAAAUUCAAGCUAACGAAUCGAAGCUUACACUUACCAAUUAAUGCCGAUACUGGAACAGUAGCUUUAACAAAUUACGACACCU